AUGGUUUUGAGAAUAAUCUUCAUUGCUUCAUUACUGAGAACUCUAAUUGCUCAAUGCCCUGAACAGUUUGAUUAUGUGGAAUCGCUGGGGAUUUGCCUUGGAUCAGAACAAACGGGCAAAAGUUAUACAGAAAAUGAAGCAGUUUGUGGAAAGAAUGGUGGCAAAUUGGUCCUACUCAAUGAUGCUUUUAAGAACACUCUUUUAGCAGCUUAUGUAAAACAGUCUCUCACAACAAAUCGAGCAAUGAUCGGUCUUCAUCGCAAUCUUUCCUCAUCAGAUCCAUCAUGGAAAUGGUCGGAUGGCAGUUCGCCUGUGUAUCUUCAUUGGGCUUUUAACAACCCUGGAUCCACCGACGAAUGCACUUUUCUUGAUGGAAAUGAUAUGUACUGGUACAGUGGAUCUUGUCAAACAACAAUGCCGUAUUUUUGUGAAACGGGACCUCCAGCUUGCAACCGUUGCUCUCUUAGUGACCCAAAACUGACACUUGAUACGAAUUCUGAUGGAGCUCGAAACUUCACUCAAAUUUUGCCUGGUUUUGAAGCAAAUGGUUGUGGUUUCUUGUUAUUGAAUUGCACAUCUCAAGCAAUAGAGUAUCAAGCGACAAUAUCGAUCCAAUACGAUUCAGCGGGUACUGAGGAUGGAACACCGACAGCUUUAGCAACACUUGUUUGCAGGGAAGAUGGGUUAUCAUGGACUUACGCAGCUCAAGGAGUUGUUCGGAGUAUCGACACUGUUGGGUGUUUCCCGGUUGAUUGUGAUAUGGUGCCUUGC
Mesorhabditis belari is the source of this 771-nucleotide messenger RNA. The record is from the annotation of a GenBank genome assembly. Lineage: Eukaryota; Metazoa; Nematoda; Chromadorea; Rhabditida; Rhabditidae.